Vespa velutina is the source of this 3436-nucleotide messenger RNA. RefSeq names its product cytoplasmic dynein 2 intermediate chain 1. Gene Ontology annotation, biological process: intraciliary transport. The record is from RefSeq and is a predicted model, not a curated record. Gene Ontology annotation, cellular component: cytoplasmic dynein complex. Gene Ontology annotation, molecular function: dynein heavy chain binding; dynein light chain binding. NCBI's taxonomy places the organism in Eukaryota, Metazoa, Arthropoda, Insecta, Hymenoptera, Vespidae. The coding region runs from base 707 to 3436 and encodes 909 amino acids. The transcript has 14 exons.
AUAUUUUAUUCCGUGUGUUGAGGAGACGUCGCUAUGAUACACCAUUGUAUCAACAAACGAUAAAAAGUCAUUGUAGAAAAUAACCGGUAUUUAUUUGAGUAACUUUUACUUGCAACAAAUAUAUUGAAGGUCUUGUUUAAUCCUGUGCGUAUUUAUAGGUGACAACUAUAUCAAUAAAAAAAAAAAAAAAAAAAAAAAAGAAAAAAAAGAAAAAAAAAAAAAGAAAAACAUUCCAAUGAAAGCAGUCUUACAACGAUCCUUAUAAAAAUAACUUAUUUUAAAUGUAUUUAAAUUUGCGUUGUAUUUAGUUUGAGCGACAUCUGUUAAUAUCACGUGAAAACAAUCCCAGUGAAUGUAUUGACAAUCUUUAAUUGUUAUUGAUCGGUUAAUAGCAAUAUGUCUAAAAAGGCAAGAUUCUACAUUACGAUCUUGGUGUAGUUAUAUUAUAUUAAUUAAUGAAAAACUACUAAGUGCUUUUUCCUUAUUAUAUGCACGCAUUUUUGUGCACGCACUAUUUUCAUAUACAUAUAUCACUGGAACAACUAAAGUUGAAACUCAUGGGUAUUCAAAGUCACAAAAACUCAGUAGUCGUAGAAAAACCAAUGAUGAACAACAGCUUGAACUUCCUCAGACUUCCUCAAGUGGUUAUGCAUCAGGAAGUUCUUUCAAACAAAAGAAGCCUGGUAUUUCUCAAAAAGAAGUUUCGAUGAAUAGACAAGUAUCAAAUAGAAUAGUCGCAUCAAAGUCUAAUAAUUCAAAAUCUUUGUCUACAUCGGAAAGAAAUAUAACGAGCAAUAAGGUACGAGAUAGUAGUGUGAAAAAAAGUCAAUUAGCUCAUAGUACAGAUGCGAAGCCUUCAAAAAAGCAUCAAAGCACAUAUUCUGAAAAAAGAGGAUUGAGUACCAUAUAUAUACCAAAGUCAAAUUUAAUUGGUAAUAGUUCUAAGGGAAAAAAGGAAACGAUAAAAGAAGUUACAAAUAAAACAAUCUCAAAUAAUUCUGUAUCAACAAAUAAAAUUGAUCCACAAUCUAAAAUACGGAGAAACUCUAGAACAUUAAGCUCAGAAGAAGUAAAAGUAUUACAUUCACUUAUGCGUAAAGACAAUUCUAAACAAGAGGUGUCUAAGAAAAAGGAAAUAACAACGAAUGUAAUAACUAAACAAGAAAAUAUUAAUCAAAAUAAACACGAUGACAAUUAUUAUGCAGAUGAUUUUGAGGAAUAUGAAUCAGAUUUUGAAGAAUGCACAGAUGACGAGAUAUUAGAGGCCAGUGAAAGUUCAAGUGAAAAUGAAAUUAAUUUAUAUCAAAGUCCAAUUGAACUUUCCACUAAAGAGCAACAAAAAGUGGUACAUAAUGCAAACAAUCAUAAAGUGGAAGAGGAAGAUAUGCAUGAUUCUGGUCAUUAUGAAUUAGCCGAAGCAAAAAGAAGAGCAAUGAUAAUAGAAACAAUGAUUACAAAAGGGCUGAAUAUACCAUUACCAUUAUCAGAUCUCCAAGAAACAAAUAAAGAGUAUAGUGAGGAUAAAUUAUUUGAAAACAAGUCAUUGCCAUUGUCCAUGGAUGAGGGCUUCGAAGAUACUAGAUCUGGUGAUUUUACAAAGUUACCAUCUCUUUCACAAGUUGCAUUGAUUGACUUUUCUAAAACUAAAGAUAAUAGUAGUAAAAAGCUAAUUACUACUGAAAAGUUAAUAAAAUUAAAGAGCAGAGGAAAACAGCUAUUAACUAUGAUAAAAUUGAAUACUUUAACAUUUUCUUUAUUGGAAUGUGCACCAGUACCAUAUGAGGAAUUUAUUAGAAAUUAUGGAAAAUUACAUACUCAACAGAUGUAUACGCAAACGGGCGACGAUAGAUCAGAAGCUGAAACACAGACGAUUGAAAUAUGUAAUGUUAAUAAAUGGACACAAUUUCCGAUAAGUUGUAAAAAUUAUAGAAAUGGAAAUAUAAAUUUAUUUGCUAUGGAACAAGCUGGUGUUGGUAGUGAUGAUAAUAUCAAUCUGGGAGAAGUUAUAACAAAGCCAUCUUUUGAUAUAUUGCAAUUAAAUGAUUUUGUACGUCGUGCUGCCACUGUUAUAUUAUCAUUAUUAGAAGAAAAAAAGUUUGGUGGGACUAUUUUUCAAAAUGAUGUUCAAGAAAUAUCUGAAAGUGAUGGUUUCGUCAAAUUUGAUAUAAACUCAAUAACAUUCCUUGCUGGUAGAGAAGUAACAAUGAUAAAUUAUUCGGAAAGCUUAAAUAAAGUUUUAUUAACUAUUCAUGCUCCCUAUGAUGAUGAAAUUGAAACGGUACACAAUCAGAAUGAUAUUACGGAUUAUUGCAUUGGAUGCGUAUGGAAUAUUUGUGAACCAUCUUUACCAACAAAAUUAUUUUAUUCUACAUCUCCUAUUACUGCAUGUUGUUUUCAUCCAACCAACUACAAUAUUGUAUUUGCUGGAUUAGAGGAUGGAUCCAUAAGUCUUUGGGAUUUGAAAGAAAAUGAAAUAUGGCAUCACAAAGUGGCUAAUAAUAUUAAUGGUAACGAUUGGAUUAUAAGAAUACCGACAUAUACAACAACAGGAAAUCCAGAAAUUUCAACACAUAACUCAAAGAUAGUUGCAAUACGUACUUUGUCUAAAACAGAAAAAGUAUAUACAGAAAUGAGUAAAAACAAAUUCAUACCUAUACAGCUAUGUAGCAUAGAUGAAAAUGGUAAUUUUAUAAUUUGGAGUGUGUUCUAUAAUUUGGAAUCAAAUGUCAAUGAUUUAGGCCUUAGUCAGUGGGGUAAUAUAAGGCUAAUUAAAAGUCAAGACAUGUCUAUACAAUUAAAUGACAAUGGUACAAUUAUUGACAUGCAUAUAGAUAAUAUAGAUUCUAAUAGUCUUUUUGUUGCAACUGAUGCUAAUGAAAUAUUGCAUAAUUCUUGCCUCAAUUGCAGAGUAAAUCCUUCAGUGUACAAACGACACAAAAUAGCCCCAUGUGGAAAUACAUCAUGUAUUGAAAUAUGUCCCUUCAAAGCAUCUUAUUUCUUGGUUGGUUGUAAUGAUGGUACAAUUCUUCUUUAUUCAUCGAAUAGAGAAAAACCUAUCUUACAGUUACAACAUGAUAAUCAUAAAAAUAAAAUUAUAGUAUUGAAAUGGUCGAGAUCUAAGCCAUCUACAGUUUAUAUUUUAAAUAAUAAAUCACAAAUAUAUACAUGUAAUUUGCAAAAUAAUGAAAUGCAUUAUGUAAGUAAUUCUUCUUUAACAAAAUGGGGACAUAUAAAUUGUAUGCAAUUAUGUUCUUGGAAAACUGAACAUGAUAAGGUUUCCCAAUAUUUGGUAUGUAAUAAAACUAAUAUCAUUACAUCAUGUGCAUCAGUAAUAAAAUUGUCGCUACAUAAAUAUAUAAAAAAUUUUUCAGAUACUUGGAACAAACCUUGGUACUGUGUUAGUGUACAAAUUAAAAAAGGAAUCUUAUUGUUCUGA